GAAAACAGACCAGAAAACUUAAGAGAAAGCGAGGGAAAGGACCACAAUUUCCAUACCCCAUUUUUCUUUCUCUUCGCUUUCUUCAUUCAAUCCCUUCCCACACAUCUCAGAAUUAAUCACAUUGUCUAUAUAUUUUUCUCUUUCUCUGGGAAUUCAGCUAAACUUUUUCAUUCCUAGCUAAGAAUUGUGUGACAAUUUUGUUUUGUUUUGUUAUGAUUUAUUGAGCCUAGUUAUAUUAUGGAGACAGAACAAGUUUUGCCAUUCUCUGCUGUUUCUGUGGUUGAAGAUGUUCUUCAACAACAUGGUGCCAAAUUGACCGAUUUCUACUUUGCAUCAAGAAAAACUGAAGAAGCUUCACUGAGAAGGUAUGAAGCGGCUGGUUGGCUGCGAAAGACGGUUGGAGUUGUUGGAGGGAAGGACUUGCCAGCUGAGCCUUCUGAAGAAGACUUCAGGAUUGGAUUGCGAAGCGGGAUUAUCCUAUGCAAUGUUCUUAACAAAAUUCAACCAGGAGCUGUGCCAAAGGUGGUUGAAGCCCCCGGAGAUUCUGUUUUAAUUCCUGAUGGGGCAGCACUGUCUGCAUAUCAAUACUUUGAAAAUGUUAGGAAUUUUCUUGUAGCUGUGGAGGAAAUGGGCCUUCCCCCCUUUGAAUUUUCUGAUCUGGAACAGGGAGGAAAAGCUUCAAGGAUAGUGAAUUGUGUUUUAGCUCUCAAGUCCUAUGCUGAAUGGAAACUUGGAGGAGGAAAUGGCUCAUGGAAAUAUGGUGUGACAAAGCCACCUACCUCAGGGAAACCAAUUUUGAGGAAAAACUCAGAACCAUUCAUGAAGUCUUUGUGGACCAUGUCGACGGGGGACAGAGAUGGUUACAUGAGUGAUCCAGGACAUGAUCGAAAUGAAGAGGGUUCACUUCCUUCCUUAAGUUCACUGGUUCGUCAAUAUUUGUGUGACAAGAAGCCAGAAGAAAUUCCCAUUGUAGUGGAGUGUUUGCUUGGCAAGGUCAUAGAGGAGUUUGAACAUCGCAUGCAAAACCAACAAGAAACUUCUAAAACAACUCAAGAAGAUAAGGCAUCUUCUGAAACUGAAUAUCCAAUUUCGAAAUCUGCUUAUGUUGAUGAAGAGAUGGGAAAAGAGGAGGAUGGAGAGGAAUUGCAAGAUAAGCAGGAGGAAGACUGUGAUGAGAUGUCCAAGGACGAUGAAGAAUCAAGAAGCCAAGUAAUGAAGCAACAAGAGUUAACCCAAACAAAAGAUCGGAGCAGCCAAGUUAUGAAGCAACAAGACUUAGCCCAACAACAAGAUAGGAGCAUCCAGGAAUUGAAAAACAUCGUCCAUCAAACAAAAUCAGGAGUACUGUUUCUGCAAAAGGAAUACCAGAAGGAGAUCAUCUAUCUAAGUAAGCACAUGCAUAGCCUAGCUUCUGCUGCUUCAGGAUAUCAUAAAGUUCUUGAAGAAAACCGCAAGUUGUAUAAUCAAGUGCAGGAUCUUAAAGGAAAUAUUAGGGUGUACUGCAGAGUUAGACCCUUCUUGGGUGGGCAACCAAGCCAUUCUAGCGCUGUCAGUAACAUUGAGGAGGGAAGCAUCUCACUCGUAAUGCCUUCCAAAUAUGGGAAAGAGGGGAAGAAGACAUUUAAUUUCAAUAGAGUGUUUGGUUCUUGUGCAUCCCAAGAGGAAGUUUUCUCAGAUACGCAGCCUCUAAUUCGUUCUAUUCUUGAUGGUUAUAAUGUCUGUAUAUUUGCCUAUGGCCAGACAGGAUCAGGAAAGACAUACACUAUGUCUGGGCCAGACAAUCUUACUGAGGAAACCAUAGGUGUCAACUACCGUGCACUGAAAGAUCUUUUCGUUCUCUCAGAGCAGAGGAAAGAUGUUAUUAGUUAUGAAAUUUCGGUUCAGAUGCUUGAGAUUUACAAUGAGCAAGUCAGAGACCUAUUAGCAACAGAUGGUUCUAACAAAAGAUUAGAAAUUCGAAACAGUUCUCACAAUGGCAUCAACGUGCCGGAGGCAAGCCUUGUUCCAGUUUCAUCAACUUCAGAUGUCAUAUAUUUGAUGAACUUGGGACAUAAGAAUAGGGCUGUUGGUGCUACUGCCAUGAAUGAUCGUAGCAGUCGUUCUCACAGCUGCCUGACAGUCCAUGUUCAAGGAAGGAACCUAACUUCAGGAAGUACUAUUCGCGGUAGCAUGCAUCUUGUUGACCUGGCAGGAAGUGAGAGAGCUGAUAAAAGUGAGGCCACAGGGGAUAGACUUAAGGAGGCUCAACAUAUCAACAAGUCACUUUCCGCCUUAGGAGAUGUAAUUUCUUCGCUUGCCCAAAAGAAUUCACAUGUUCCCUACAGAAACAGCAAACUUACUCAGCUGCUUCAGGAUUCUCUUGGCGGGCAAGCGAAGACACUCAUGUUUGUUCAUAUUAGUCCGGAGCCUGAAGCUCUUGGAGAAACAUUAAGUACACUGAAGUUCGCUGAACGGGUCUCCACAGUUGAACUUGGUGCUGCUCGGACUAAUAAAGAUAAUGCACAAGUGUAUGAGCUUAGAGAACAGAUUGCUACUCUGAAGGCAGCCUUAGCAAAGAAGGAAGGAGAAGCAGAACAUCCAACACAAUCUGUCAAUAGUGGCCAUGAAAAGCCAAAGUUGAAACCAUACAUAUCUUCUCCUCCUAGACAACAUAGCACGGAGGGUAAGAAAAAAGGAGCGCCGAAGUUGAAAAGACGAAGCCUUGAUCUCCAUGACAUGUAUAGGAGACCUCCAUCUCCAUGGCCACAUGUUAGCAUUAAUAAGGUGAAUGGAAUUGGAAAAGAGGAUGAUAAGGAAUUGAUUUCUGGGGAUUGGAUUGAUAAGUUUACGAUGAACAGGAAUGACAGCUUAACUAGUGAUGAUAGCCUCGUGUCGCAAUGGGAAGAAGAAAGCAAACAAUUUUCUCCAUUGUUAAGUCCUAGUUCUCUUGCAGAGCCUCCAAAACUAUACAUGGAACAGUCCUCUCAUAAAAAGGAUGGCCAAGAAUUUGAAGAAUUAUGUAGGCACGGGUGUGAGAUGGCCAUCACAGAUGAAUCUGAAGAGCUUGAGAUUGCAACAAGUGAUUCUUCAGAAUCAGACUUGAAUUGGCUAUCACAUGCAGCAAAACCAACUGGCCCUUCAAACGGGUCAGGCUCUAAAACAAAGAAAUCAACGAAUCUUAGACCAACAAAGAGCUUAGAAACCAGGAGUAUGAUCCCAUCAUUAAUUCCUACUCCAUCAAAGAAACAACCCACCAUAGUUAAUCAAGCCAGAAAGCAUCAAGGACCUGUUGCUGCUAAGAAAAGGACCGGGAAUGGAAUCUAAGAAAACUAUUCCAAGUGUCAAGGCUUCUUAUUUUGUUUAGCUAAGCUAUCAUUUUCAUCUUCUUACACUUGAUAUUAAUUUGAUUCUUUAAAUUUUCACGGCUUCAAAUAAUUUUUUUUUCUAAAGUUACAGUGACAUCAAAAUGAUUUAGUUUAAUAGCGAAGGAUCAUUUCAAUGUCACAAAUCUUAGAAGAUCAAAUUGAUGUGUAAGUGUAUCUUGGGAAGUACUUGUUUGUUGUUGCUGUAUCAUAAGAAGACUGAGUUAAUAGUUGAAUCAUGUUUUUUUUCU
This is a messenger RNA of Lotus japonicus, 3592 nucleotides long. Its product is annotated as kinesin-like protein KIN-14G. The record is from RefSeq and is a predicted model, not a curated record. Gene Ontology annotation, biological process: microtubule-based movement. NCBI's taxonomy places the organism in Eukaryota, Viridiplantae, Streptophyta, Magnoliopsida, Fabales, Fabaceae. The transcript is spliced from 19 exons. Gene Ontology annotation, molecular function: microtubule binding; ATP binding; microtubule motor activity. Bases 238 to 3303 code for a protein of 1021 amino acids.